Messenger RNA from Centropristis striata (black sea bass), 1347 nucleotides. Its product is annotated as thioredoxin-interacting protein-like. Gene Ontology annotation, molecular function: ubiquitin protein ligase binding. The record is from RefSeq and is a predicted model, not a curated record. Gene Ontology annotation, cellular component: cytoplasm. Gene Ontology annotation, biological process: protein transport. The coding region runs from base 18 to 1211 and encodes 397 amino acids. The transcript is spliced from 7 exons. Lineage: Eukaryota; Metazoa; Chordata; Actinopteri; Perciformes; Serranidae.
UCCUGGUCCCGGUCCUGAUGGUGCUCCUGCCCGCCUCCCGGCUGCCGGUGUUCCGGCUGCAGCUGUCGGACCCGGGCCGCUCCUUCUACUGCAGCGGGGACAAGCUGUCCGGCUCCGUGGAGCUCCAGGCGGCUCAUCCCGCUCCGCUGCGCCGCCUCACCGUCACCGCCGCCGGCUGCGCCAGAGUGGAGCACCGGGGAGCCAAGAGCCGCAAGAACCGGAGCCAGGAGGAGGAGUACCUCCGGUACGAGGAGGAGCUGCGGCUGGAGGAGCACCUCUCCACAGAUUCAGACGGAUUUUUUGUGCUGCAGCCGAAUAAAAUCUACAGUUUCACCUUCGGCUUCGAGCUGCCGGAACCAGGGCGCCUGGUGUCGUCCUACCGAGGACGGUUCGGUUCUGUCCGUUACUACGUGCGGGCGGAGCUCGACCGGCCGUCCCACAAUGCUUUGCGGUGUGAGAAAGAGUUUGAGGUGGAGGAGCCGCUCGACGUGAACCGCCCCGACCUGCUGGCUCCGGCGGCCGCCUGCGGCCAGAAGAAGGUGACGUGUCUGUUCAUCCCGGACGGCGCCGUGUCCAUCAGCGCUCAGAUCGACAGGAAGGGCUUCUGCCAGGGCGAGGACAUCUGCAUCAACGCCAAGUUCGAGAACACGUGUUCCCGCAUCGUCGUGCCCAAGGCCGCCAUCAUCGCCAAGCACUCCUACCUCGCCAACGGGCACGCCAAGGAGUCCCGUGAGAAGCUGUCGGCGGUGCGAGGGAACCACAUCAUCUCGGGGAUGUGCGACAUGUGGCAGGGAAAAACCAUCCGGGUCCCCAAACUGAGACCCUCGCUGCUCAGCUGUGACAUCAUCAAGGUCGACUACGCCCUCAUGAUCUACCUGCACAUACCUGGCAGUGAGAAGCUGAGCGUGGAGCUGCCGCUGGUCAUCGGUACGAUGGCGUCCGGCGGCGUGGGCAGCAGGACGAGCAGCAUGAGCAGCACGGCGGACUCCGCCUCCAGCUGGGCGUCCUUCCCCUCGGCGCCGCCCAGCUACAGCAACAUCCACCGCCACCUGCGCGUCGACAGCACGCCGCUGCUGCACGACUACGAUGGCGCCGAGGACGACGGCGAGGACGACGGCGGGCUCUUCAUGAGGGCGCCGCAGCUCUACCCCCCUCCCCCCGCCUACAGCGAGGUGGAUCAGGACGCCGUCAGCCCGCUGCCGGUGUUCUGAGACUUCGUGUUCCUGCCAGGCGGCGCUCAGGGCCGCAGCGCUCCAACGUCUGCUGCUGCUGCUGUUUUUAAUGUUUGUUGACAGGAAGUCACAGUUUGUAUAUUUGAUGUAAAUAAGAUGUUUAUUUUUCUACUUG